Wasmannia auropunctata (little fire ant) is the source of this 513-nucleotide messenger RNA. RefSeq lists its product as uncharacterized. Bases 98 to 460 code for a protein of 120 amino acids. The transcript is spliced from 2 exons. Lineage: Eukaryota; Metazoa; Arthropoda; Insecta; Hymenoptera; Formicidae. The record is from RefSeq and is a predicted model, not a curated record.
UACAGUUCUCGAUCCGAGAACUUUGAUCGAUUUCUAGUAUUGUGGACACAAGCCUUUACAUCCUCUUUGCAUCUUGAUACAGCUUCACUUGAAUUGAAUGGAUAAUAAUAUGGUAGUGUAUUCGCUCGAGCAACUUUCCACGAUUUGUCAUAGUGUGCAUAAAAAUAAAAGUACUGAUGAAUCAGUUUAUAUAUUUAUCACGCGGCUGCAAUCUAUAUUAAAACAGAAAUCAUCGUUUGUUAUUAGUUUGGGUGUAUGUACAAGCAACAGACUGGCCACAACCACUACGCCAGCAUUUCCACGGAAUGUUCCGAGUCGCAGUACGUUCCAUUCUGGCCAAAAUAGAGCACAGCGAAAUCACACUCAGGGUCACACACAAACGCAGGACACAAAUGCAAUUAGCCCUCUAGCAAGGCCGUCCUUCUUCUCGAAAUUAUCUUCGAAGUUCUCCAAACGGUAAGUUCUAUGACUGAUUACAUCUAAAUAAUCUUUAACGAUACUAGUAUUUGACAG